AUGUCCUCCACAUCACCCUCGCUAUCGUCGUUAUCGCCGUUGGCGGCUCUCCUGUUGAUCCUGCUGCUGGCCCCGUCGUCGUCGUCGCCGUCGUCGUCACCCCCAUCAGCGUCUUCCUCCUCGCUGUCGCGCGCCGUCUGCAGGCGGCGGGUGGCCGACGCCUGCGCCUCCCGCUCCCGCUGUUCCUGCAGGCGCUUCUUGUGCUCCUGCUGCCUCUGCGUCUUCUUGGCAACCACCACCACACCGUCCGGCGUGAAGGCGACGCGGCCGAUCCACUUCACCACAGCGGCGGAGAACAGGUUGAAAAGGGUGACCGUGUUCGCCUCGCUCGCGUACACCGGCGCCACAACAAAAAACGCACCGAGGCCUUUGCACCAUGUGUGCAGGUUCUUCGCAAAGCGAUUGAAGUGCUCGGCACCAUACGCGACGUCGCCAAGCCCAAAUACGGCGAACUUCGUCUUGGAAAGCGUGUCACGCGGCACCCGGAAGUCGGUGUACGCGUCCUGCAACAACGCCGCGAACGCCUGCGACGACUCCGGCGCGGUGCCGUUGGUGUAG
This is a messenger RNA of Trypanosoma grayi, 558 nucleotides long. RefSeq lists its product as hypothetical. The coding region runs from base 1 to 558 and encodes 185 amino acids. The transcript has a single exon. The record is from RefSeq and is a predicted model, not a curated record. Lineage: Eukaryota; Euglenozoa; Kinetoplastea; Trypanosomatida; Trypanosomatidae.